AUGGUGUUUGUGCGACCAUGCGUGAUCGCCACGCUAACGAAGUGGACGCUCGUAUUCGUGACGCGCAUCACCAUCACCAUCACCAUCACCAUCACCAUCACCAUCACCAUCACCAUCACCAUCACCAUCACCAUCACCAUCACCAUCACCAUCACCAUCACCAUCACCAUCACCAUCACCAUCACCAUCACCAUCACCAUCAUGACAGGACGAAUCGGGAACGUGGGCAGUGUAAUCGCACUGAUGGGCAACACGGGCCAAGCGGCCUAUUCUUCCUUGAAAGCUGGCAUCAUAGGACUUACAAAGUCGCUGGCGGUGGAGUACGGACCGCGGGGCAUCAUUGUAAACGCUGUGGCGCUGGGCUACAUCGACCCGGAAAUGCUGCGCGACAUUCGGUACAAGAUCGACCUCAACGAAGUGGCGGACGUGGUGAGCUCUCUGGUAGGCAGCGACUACCUCACAGGCCAGGUCAUCGUGCUCGACGGUGGCCUCUCCUCCCAGUUAAAGAUGAGCGACUUCACGUAA
Acanthamoeba castellanii str. Neff is the source of this 525-nucleotide messenger RNA. Its product is annotated as 3-oxoacyl-[acyl-carrier protein] reductase. Gene Ontology annotation, molecular function: oxidoreductase activity, acting on the CH-OH group of donors, NAD or NADP as acceptor. The record is from RefSeq and is a predicted model, not a curated record. The transcript has 4 exons. Lineage: Eukaryota; Discosea; Longamoebia; Acanthamoebidae. Bases 1 to 525 code for a protein of 174 amino acids.